This is a messenger RNA of Fomitopsis serialis, 1028 nucleotides long. RefSeq lists its product as uncharacterized. The transcript is spliced from 4 exons. Lineage: Eukaryota; Fungi; Basidiomycota; Agaricomycetes; Polyporales; Fomitopsidaceae. Bases 217 to 684 code for a protein of 155 amino acids. The record is from RefSeq and is a predicted model, not a curated record.
GCUUUGUACAAUUCCCUUCCUCCCCCUUCAUCACCUUCUUCUCGUUGGUCGAGCUGAGCUCGCUGGAACCGUCGGUUCUUGCCUUGUCUUUCCGCUCACCCGAAGCAAGCCUUCCUUCUGCUCUUUGUUGAGACAGCCUUUUCCUACGCGGCAGGACAGUGCUCUCCGUCCUCUGGUUCCCGCUCUUCCAAGUCCUCCAUUUCCAACUCAAUCGCAAUGGGCAACCUCAUUUGGCACGAGUGGGCGCGUUACGUGUCCAUCACCGCAAGUGUUUACUCCAUAUGGGCGGCCUUUUAUGGCAUCUUCUACCGCAAGUUCUUCUGGGACUUUAUAGGUGGAACAUUGCGCGCACCUGGAGGUCUCCAACCAUCCCCCGGAAUCGCCAUCUUCAUCGACAUCAUUGUCAAGGCUCCCGUCAUUCAGCUGGUCGCCCUGUUCAUGGGAAUGGGGAUGGUUGCCCUGGAAUUCCCGGCUCCGUUCCUGAAAGGGUCCUCGCUACAGCGGAACCUGACAAUCAAGGUCGUGAUGCUCAUCAUGCAGGCCGCCAAUGCCAUAAUGUUCUAUCAGGGCACAAACGGAGCAAUAUAUUCCUUGGUAGCCGCGAUAGGCUACACACGAGCUAUCAUGCUUGGGGAAGUAAUGGAAGAAGCGAAGAAUAACAGAGGAAGAGGCGGAAAGGCCUAGCACGAUGCUUCUCGGACGACAGACAUCCCGUCAGGCAGGCUGGUUUUCACUUGCUUCAGAUCACAUUCUUUUUUCAAACCCCUCUCUUGUCGUUCCUUUUCGGUCUGUACACCCGACAUGCACAGCUGGUCCCGGUUCUUUGGCUGGAUUUUUGUCACCCUUCCUCUGAGCUCGGUUCACGACGAGCGGUUCUUGCCGCCGUCAUUCACUUUGACAGACUUUGCUUCUUUGCCCGCACUGCUGUAUCCGCUACCCACGCUUGUACUCUAGUUGUAGAAUGUCGACCUCCUGGUUGAGCAUGAGCAUCAUGUGCAGGCAAUGGGAGCAGCUGCGUUGCUCGUGAA